Messenger RNA from Tetrahymena thermophila SB210, 6186 nucleotides. Its product is annotated as bromodomain protein. Gene Ontology annotation, molecular function: protein binding. Lineage: Eukaryota; Ciliophora; Oligohymenophorea; Hymenostomatida; Tetrahymenidae. The record is from RefSeq and is a predicted model, not a curated record. The transcript has 6 exons. Gene Ontology annotation, biological process: regulation of cell shape; regulation of transcription by RNA polymerase II; cytoskeleton organization. Gene Ontology annotation, cellular component: nucleus.
AUGUAGGAAGAAGAAAUUAUUAUGACAAAACACGUAAGCUCAAAAGGCAGAGUGUUUUUUGAUAAUCAGAACAUGGUUAAACAGCGUCUAUAUUUUUUGAUUAUCCAGUACUUAUAGCAAGACGAAUAUUUUGAUAGAAGGCUACUAGAGCAGAUUAAAGGCUACGCUGAAGCAAAUCAUUUAUUGGGCUAGCUACUGGCAUUUGAUGGAAGCCACGUAGAUGCAACAUUUGAUGAGUUAAAUUUCUAAUAAAAAGGAAGUAGUUGUCAUUCUGCACUCUUUUCAAAGGAUGAAAAUCUUAAUACAAUCUUAUCUAUUUAUUAGCGCUUUAGUGCAUAGCGCGUAAAAAACUAAAAUAAAGGUAUACAGAAUUUGUUUAUUUAAAAGAUGACCAAGCUUUCUUAAAUGCUCAAUGAGCCUGCAAUGUAUAUUUAACCAGCUAGAGACUUGUUUAUUAAGAAAAAGAGAUAAGGUAAGAGCCUUAAAAAUACUGAUGAGUUAUCCAACGAUACAUUUAUCUUGAGGUUUUAGCAUUUAAAAACAUGUUUUGGUCAUGCAUAUUCUGCUGACUCAGGCUCUAUAAAUGAGGAGAGUGGUGAACCUUACAUUCCAAUAUACAAUACAACAUUCGAUAAGAGCGGACGCCUAGUUAUAACUGCAGACGAAGAAGGAUUAAUUAAGAUUUGGAGUGCUGAGAACGGAUUACUUUUGUCAAAUUUAAAAGGUCAUACUAGCGGAAUUUUGAGCAACGAUAUAUCUCCUUGCAAUAAGUAUUUAGUAACUUGCUCUAUAGAUUUAACAGCAAGAGUUUGGGAUAUCUUUAAUUAAAGGUGUCUUACUUGUUUUAAAUCAAAAGAAUAAUUAAAUGCUGUUGUUUUCUAUAAAUAUCAAAAUGAAUUUACUGAAUAACUCUACCUAUUGAUGAUGAGCAAUGUUGGAAAUAUUCUUAUAUACAAAGAAGAUUAAUUCAAAGAAAAUGGAGGUGGUAUAAAUUAAAAUUUGCAGCCAGUUAUCACUCUCGCAAUGAGAAAGCACAAAAAAAUGCAAGAAUCUAAGAUAGUUGAUAACGAUAAUAAGAAUGAAGCUGUUUGCAUAGAGACUCACCCAUCUGGUUACUUAGUUGUCGGCACUGAAACAGGAGAAAUUUUAGUUUGGGAAAAGAUACACACCCUCGAAAAUAGAAAUCGCUAAGUUCUUCCAUUCAUAGAAAAGAAAGAACAUUCUAAGAAUUGCUAGCUGAUAAAAUUCUCACCCAACGGAGAGUUCAUGAUCACUGCUUCUUUCGAUGGAUAUGCAAAAAUAUGGCCUUGGAAAAAGCUGAUAGAAAACGAUAAAAGACUCAGUGAUUAAAUCUUCUCAAUUUAUUUUGACAACUCCAACAAGUGCGAAAAAAACUGCUGGAAUGUAGCAUUCAGUUGCAAGAAUAGAUAUGCAUUCGCUACCUUUACCAGAAAAAUGAAGAGGACAAAAGAAGUAGAAACAGUUGUUUAUGUACAUGAACUAGCUGAAAAGAAAAUCAAGCAUGAGUUUACUCAACAAAAUACACCCGCAAGACUUUAAGAUCAUAUUUUAGUUUUUGAACCCCAUCCAACAUAAGAAAAUAUCCUCUUAACAGCAGAUUACGCAGGUCAAAUUAUCAUCUAUGAUGUCUCUUUAGGAUGUAUUUUGAAUAUAUUCUAAGAAAGGGGAUACCAUAUUGGAUAUCCUAAUCUUGAAGUACCCGUUUUAGAUGGUUGUUGGGCACCAGAUGGAUUAAAAUUCGUCGCAAGUACUUACUAUGGCUCUUUUAGCUUGUAUGGAUAUGAUUGCGCAGAAAUAUAUAAGACUACUCCUACAGAAUAAUUCUUUGCUAAUGACACAGAGAUAUUUAUAUAUAGUGAUAAUCAUGUACCACUGUCUACAGAUGAUGAUGUAGAAAUUAAUACUAAAAGUAGAGGAAAAAUUUGUGAUUAUUAGAGAAUCCCAUAUAGAUUUGAAUAUAAUAAUGAUCUCAAAAAAUUAAAAGAUAGAGGCUAUUUUGAAGAAACAUCAGAAAUGGCUUUAAAGUUGAUAGAAGAUAAAAUAUCUGAAUUAAAAAUAUUAGAAAAUGAAUAAAAAGAAAAAGAUGAAAACUUUUCAGAAAAUUUAGUUGAAAAAUAUUUAAAAAACUAAGAAAAAGAGAAACAUGCUUAUUUUGCUUUAUGUAAUUAAUUGAGAGACUCCUAUAACAAUGCAAAUGCAACUAUGGAAGGAAGCAUGAGAGUUGAUUAUAAUGAAAGAAUGGAAAUUCUGAAAAAAAUGUCAAAAGAAAUGCAAAAAAGACACUCUUUAGAUAUUAAGAAAACUGAAACUAAAACUGAUGAAGAUUUGUUUUAAUAAGUUAUUUAGCAAUCGCAACCUAGAAUUCUACAAGAAAGAUAAAUUUCUGAUCCUGCUCCUGCUCCUCUUCUUAGAUAAGAAAGUGAAUAGGCUACUCUUAUAUAGUAAAGAAAUAAUAAUAGAAGAAGAGUCAUAGACGAUGAAGACUUGGAUCAAGGACGCUCAAAUACAAUACCAUUUGGGAAUUAAUAACUAAGUAGAAGGCCUAGCUAAAUGCCUUAACCAGCUGCUUUAAAUAAUUAAAAUUCAAGAACUGGAUAGCGCGGAAGAGGAAGAAGACCAGGUGGUAGAUAGAGUAAUACUAAUUAGGUUGGAUUCAAUGAUGACUUUGAAGACUCUAUGCAAUCUGAGGAAGAGAUACCGAGUUAAGAUGAUAGUGAGGUAAAUUUCAAAGACAUAAAUGAAGAUGAUGAUGAAAUUUAAAAAGAUUUACUUGAAGAAAUGGAGAUGUUUGAUGAUCCUUUGCCUAGAAGAACUGGGGGAGGGUUCGAAAGUAAUGACAGAAGAAACUAAUCUAAUAAUAGAAAUAGAUCAAGAGGAGGAAGGAGAAUCGUGGCUGAUGACUAUUUAGAUGAAGAGGAAGAAGAGAAAAAGGAUUCUUCAAAUUAGAGAAGAACACGCUUGAAAAGAUUUUCUAAUACGACUUCAAAUGAAACAAGAGCACAAACCAUAAGCCAGUAAUAAACAGAAGGAUAGCAGCGCUAAGGUACAUUAAGAUAUAAUAGGAAUACGAGAAGUAGUUAUAGUAUGUAGUAUACUACUGGAGAAGAUGCUACUCUCUAAUCUAAUGCAGGAUAUAAUAGCAGCUAAGAUUAUGAAGGUAACACAAACACAAGAUUGAGAAGGAGAAAUCAACACAUCAUCGAAGAGGACAAUGAUGAUUUAUACUUAGACAAUAAUACUAAUAGCAAUAACCAUCAUUCUUUGAGAUAGAAUAACUCUUCUCAUUUAUAAUAAUCUCAUAAUUUGGCUGAAACAAGAGCUAAUGCACAUCAAACUAGAAGCUCAACUGCGACAUAUUAAGAUUCACAAAAUAAUACAAAGACUCUCAGAGCUUCAUCAAGAAAUAAAAAGAGCAAGAAAAAUAGAUAAUAUAAUGACGGCUUUAACAGCAACGAUAGUGAGUCUGAAGAUAGGUUUUCAGAUGAAAUCAUGGAAGAAGAUGACGAUGAAGUUGAUAUUAAUUAUGAGGACGAGGAUGAUUAUGAAUAUAAGUUGAGGAAACCAAAAAAAUCAGUAGGCGGUGCUUAAUCUUUAUCAUAAAAUAACUAAAAUUCAAGAUAGAGUGGUCGUUCGCUUCGUACUUCAUACACAAACAGAAAAAAAAUUUAAGAUUCUGAUGAAGAAGAAGAUGAAUUACCAAAGUAAAAAAACAGAAGCAGUAAAAAGAAUGGUAUUGUUAAUGACGAGGAUGAUAACCAAGUUUAAAAUGAGCAUAAAAACAUAGAGAAGCAUAAAAUCUAUGAUAAUGAUGAAGAUGAAGAAAUAGAUGACUUUGAUGAAGAGGACGAAGAAUACACUGACAAGAAGAAGAAAAAUUACUUGAAAAAAAGAACUUCAUCAGAAGCUGGUAUUAAGAAAAGUGGUUAAAGUAGUAAUAAAUUAGUUAAAAAAAUAAAAACUAACGACUCUGAUGCGCUUAAUGAAGAUAUGGCAUCAAUGCCUGAAGAUAAAAAAUCUCUUUGCUAAAGAUGUGAGCAAAUUAUUGAGGGAGAAGCAAAAUCUUGCAAUAUUUGCAAACAUGCUUACCAUGAUGAGUAUUGCAGUAAAUAUAGAGGAUGUUUGAAAGAUAAAAAGUACUUUUGUUUUGACUGUUAUGCUAAUAAUAACACAGUACGUAUACAGAAAGACGAAUAAGAUAAAAGAACUUUCAGCAGAGAGUACCUAGAAAGAGAAACAAACGAUCCUUACCAAUAUAUUCCAUAAAUAAAUGACAUGUGUUAUUACAUCUUCUAGGCUCAUGAAGAGUACUGUGAAAAAUAUUUCGAAAUCUUUGAUUACGAACCAUUGAUUGACAGACUAUAAAAAGAAAAUGAAAAAUCUCUUUAAAAUGGAAAUAAUAAGUCUACAAAAAAAAGUAUCCAAAGGUCCUCUAAAUUGAUAGACAGUGGUGAUGAAUUUCAAGGAGAUGAGCAUUCUUCUAACUUUUAAAAGAAAGGUUAGACAUCUUAAGCUUAAGAUUAUCAUAUUCUACCAUUUUUAAGUUACAAAGAGCUCUAUAAGCCAACCUUAUGUCAAAUAAGCUCUAUCGAAUACUCCUAUCCUAUGUUAAGCACAAAAAAGAUGCAAGAAAAAUAUAGAGAAAGACCUAUAUUCUUACUUAUUCAGCUCAAAAUUUUAGAAACAGGAGAAGAAUUCUCAGUUUAUUUUUCAAAUUCUUAAGUUUAAUGUGGAAGUUUCUUGAUUCCUUAGGAAUUAUAUGAUUAGUCAAUUUGCUUCUAAGAAAACCUUAAGGUACCUCAGUAAUUAGAAUUCUUUUACCAUAAUUAAGUAUUCAGCGGUUAAGUGGUUGAAGUGUCACCAAAAGAAGAAUAUUAAAAGUUGAAUUCUGAGUACUUGAAGCUUAAAGUCAAAUUAGAUACAACAGAUGAAAAAAUUAUACAAAAGUUAAAAUAAAAUUUAGAAGGGCCUAAUAUGAUUAGAAUCUCUUGCUGGGAUGUCAUAUAUCCAAUCAGAAGAACAUCCUCUCCUGAUGACUAUCCAAACGAUGACGCAUGUCUUUCUAAGGAAGAAACAGAAUAAAUUUUUAAGCUAAUUUAAGCAGUAAUUGAUAAUCAAAGUGAAAUAACUUGCUAUUUUGAAGAAGCUGUCAACUUAAAGAAAUAUAAACAUUAUUAUGAAUUUGUUGAAUUCCCAAUGGAUAUUUCAAAAAUUAGAAGAAGACUAUUAAACGGAUACUAUCGUUCUCAACAAAGCAUAUUUCAUGAUAUAAACUUGAUAGAUUCGAAUGCUCAUAAAUUUAAUAAUCCUGAUAGUCCUAUCUGUGAGAGUUCGAAGAGAGUUAAAGAAAUAUUAACUUCGAUUGUAAGCAAUUUCCUAAACGUAGAAAUGUGUUUAUCUCUAGCAAUAAAAAAUAAAAAAAAUCUAAUAAAAACUAUUUAAACUCUGUUCCCCAACUACAAUACUAACUCCAACUAAAACAAUUUAUCAAUAAAUAAUAAUAACAUUUAAAUAAAGAUUCCUUAAUAAUCUUAAUAAAGUUUAAUACCUGUACCAAUAGAAAAACCUCACGCUCUAAUUAACAAUCCUCUACUUUAGGCAGAACAAUAUUAAUAAAAAUAUCCUAACUCUCAAGUAGCAUAUAAUGCAAUCCAACAAUAAAAACCUCAACAAAAUUAUAAUUAAAUUAACAAUAAUUUUAAUCAAUAAAAUUAAUAAUACCAGUAUAAUAAUUCCGCAUAUCAAAAUAACUCUAACAGUAAUGAUACUUAUUUUAACCAACAAAAUGCUAAUUAAAAUGGUUAACCUUAUGCAGUUACUGGUUUAAUAAACGAACCUAGCAACUAAUACUUUAAUAAUCAACAGAGCUAGAUUAAUUAAGAUUUGAAUUAUAAUUCUUAGUUAUACGAACCCAUUAAUAAUGCAGAUAAUAAUUAUAGUUAAACUAAUUAUAAUUAUGAGGCAAAUUAAGGAUAUGAUAUAAACUAAAAUGUGAAUUAAGAUUACUAAUUAAACGAAUUCUAAUCUUAAAAUUUAGGAUAGCAAAAUGUUUAAUAAAAUAUUCCUAAUUUACAAUCACAGUAACAACAAAGAACUACUAGGAGUGGAAGAUUAACUAGAAAUUCCUCAAAGUUCGACUAUGAUUAAAUAGAUUAAAGAAAAAAUUGA